UGUAGAAACAAGUUUGUGUCGAGUCAUUUGGGUCGGUGUUUUACUUUAGGUAUUAGACAGGUACCGUUUGAGUUGAUUUCAUUUCUAUUAAUACGUAAAGUUUAAAUGGACGGACAUCAUCGCGGGAAAGGAAAAAGAGGAAGAGGGGGACGAGGACACCGAGACGAGUCCAGAGAUGUGCGUCUGUCUAAAGCCCUGUCCUACGCCCUGAGACAUGGUGCUGCUAAAAUGGGUCUUAACAUGGGUUCAGACGGCUUUGUAUUUGUGGAUGAACUCCUCGCUCAUGGACAGUUCAGAUCAUUUGCACUAGAAGAUGUAGAAAGAGUUGCCACCACAAACGACAAACAGCGCUUUAAACUGCAAAAUCACCCUGAGAGUGGACGCCUACAGAUCCGGGCAAAUCAGGGACAUACUGUACAGGUUGAAGACCUGGAAUUGACAGCUGUGGUUCCAGAUGCGCCAGACUGUCCACGGGAGGCCGUUCACGGCUCCUAUAUGAAGUACUGGCCAUCAAUUCGUAGCCAGGGCCUGCACAGGAUGAAGAGAACUCACAUUCACCUGGCACCCGGGCUGCCCGGAGAGGGACAAGUUAUCAGUGGAAUGAGGCAUAAUUGUGAUCUAGCUGUGUACAUCAAUGUCCCCAAAGCUCUAGCAGACGGAAUUCAGUUUUACUGGUCAGAAAACAAAGUGCUGUUGACACCAGGUGACACUGACGGUGUGUUAUCUCCUCGAUAUUUCUUGCGGGCACAAAGACUGAAACCUUCAGCAUGUGAUCUUGAUCUGGAAUAAACUGCGAGGAAAAGAGGUCUUGUUGGAUUUGUCACAAUGAGUAUAAAACACACUAUCCUUCAGCAAAUCCAUGAACUCUCAGCACUGAAACCUACUGGACUGAGAAACCUGUGUGUCUUAAGUUACUUCUAAAUACUGUAUUUUACCCUUUAAGACAUCCAACAUGAACUGAACAUGACGGAAGCUCUGUCUAACCGAGCUGCUUGUCACAGUGACUAUCUGAAAAGAGACAGGCACUGGUUGUGGUUUGGUCUACUGAGGGCUUCCUGAUGUACGUCAAAGAUAAGGAAGUUCUUUUGUGAUAAAGCAACAAACUGCUGGUCAAUGCAACACUUCCUGUGCUAGCUAUGAUAGCCUGUGGUUUCCUCAACUGUCAGUUGAAUCAAAUGUAAUGACUUUCUGGGGGACAUGGUAAAGUUUAAAAAAAUGUAUGGUGCAGAUGGUCUUAAGUAAUGUAUACAAUUGUUCAUGCUUUUUAUUGUAUUUAAAUAAAUCUAUAAUGAUAUUUAA
Messenger RNA from Clarias gariepinus (North African catfish), 1299 nucleotides. It is a transcript of the gene trpt1, whose product is annotated as tRNA phosphotransferase 1. Gene Ontology annotation, biological process: tRNA splicing, via endonucleolytic cleavage and ligation. The transcript is spliced from 7 exons. Gene Ontology annotation, molecular function: tRNA 2'-phosphotransferase activity. NCBI's taxonomy places the organism in Eukaryota, Metazoa, Chordata, Actinopteri, Siluriformes, Clariidae. The record is from RefSeq and is a predicted model, not a curated record. Bases 106 to 789 code for a protein of 227 amino acids.